AUGACAAGGCAACACAACGCCGAGAUCCAAGAACUGCAGCAGCUGUUGCAAACCACGCGUUACCGCAUGGGAGACCAGAUGGCCAAGUUUGCGUCUACAUCUGCCAUUCCACCGCAAGCCACAGCCUCUCUACAUCCAUCGCACCAUAUGCUUCAGGAGAUGCACUUGCAUAACGAACGUCUCUCGGCGUCAAUGAAAGCCUUGUCUCCGCGACGCCGAGGUGGCGGUGGGGGCGGCGGCAGCAAUAGUAGUGGUGGUGGUGGUGGUGGUUGUGCAGCGGAAGAUUUUUCUGCUGGACCCUGGUCUCUGCCGCCGCCAGUGACUGCGCCUAUGUCGCCAUUCCGCCGCGGAGGAGGUCAGGCGCCGUAUGGGCAUUCCGCGUCGUCGUGGACGGUAUACGGUAGUGUGUUCGACGCCCCUGCGUAUGUCGCCGCGCAACAACAACAACAACAACAUCAGCACCUUCACCAGGGACACGGCGCAGCGAUGGCUGCGAAUCUGGCCCAACAGCAUAUGAGGCGGAAACGGCCUCCGCCUGCGCCACCCGGUUACGUUCACGUCUCACACCCGGGUGACACUUACAUCUGAAUCCUUCGUCCUCGUUACAUUUGUGUCCCCUUUUUACCGGAUAUCGGCUCUGAAAAAUUUCGCUUGCGUGAAAGAUAUCGCCCGCGCGGUACAUGAUCUCAGCGAUUCGAUUGAUGAGGGAGAAAGAAUGGCUGGAAUUCCGUCGUGGAUCGAUUUUUCGAUCUUAAUAGGAAUGUUCAACUUGAGAGAUGUUCAGCGUAAUUGUGUGAAUCUUCAGGGUCGCAAUUUCUAGAUUACUACCCGAAAUUUCCGACACCAGCGUGUGAAUCUUAUAAUUUUAUUUCAGGAAAAUGCUGCUAGCAUUUCUCAUCUUGCUGAGGCUCUCAUUCCACGUUUUGUCCAGCUUUCAGGUACAUUAUCUGUGCGUAUACAGUUACGCUUAAGUGCAAUUAUUUUGUUGUUGGGUAAAUUGCAAUCUUGAAUCAAACACGCGUGUUGAAGCAAUUUUCUUAUCGGAUGUAUGUUAUUAAAUGUUUCCCCGUUAAGGCAGUGUAGCGAUAAUACCGAGUAAAUGCUGCUGAAUGUGACCCCAUCCUUGUUUUUAUCGUUUGAUGAACUCGGACUUCAGCGUCUGACUGGGAGAAAUGAAUUACGGUACAGUACAAUAAUUCUUCUUGAAAGAAGAGAAGCGACUGGCGACAUCUUCAGGUGUUUUGGUACUUGAAAUUCUAACAAAAUUGGUGCCGCUCCAAAUAAAAACUUGGAGUGGAUCUGCGAAUGAUGAUUGAUUUGUUUAGGAAUCGCGGUUGUUUUUUUUCUCUCGAAAAUCCCGAGCAAUAUUGAUUUGCUUUCGUUAAGCUACUUGCAAUGUUUUGUUGUUGUAUUAGUUGAGAAGUACUUCGUCAGAUUUUCCAUUCGCAUCGUUGGGAGCCCCGCAUUCCAAGGGAGGCUCCCAACUGCGUCGUUCCUGUGGCAUUUCUGCGCGUAUAUUGUGGGAAAGUUGUAAUAUUGAUCAAACGAGGAGAAAGAAUGAAAUGACGUGCAAAGCAUUCCGUCCUUACCGUGGUAACCCGAAAUAUCCCGAUGCGUUCGUUCAGCAUUUCGUGAAAAGUGGAUUCUUUCAACGACAAAAAUUUCCACCGUCGCUAUAAGUUCGGACAGUAUUUCUUAGACAAAUCGUUUAUUUUUAUACGAUGGCGUGUCUGGAACGGAACAGUUUUUUUUUUUUUUUUUUUU
Messenger RNA from Notodromas monacha, 1764 nucleotides. The record is from the annotation of a GenBank genome assembly. NCBI's taxonomy places the organism in Eukaryota, Metazoa, Arthropoda, Ostracoda, Podocopida, Cyprididae.